Molecule: messenger RNA, 1233 nt
Organism: Brettanomyces bruxellensis
Lineage: Eukaryota; Fungi; Ascomycota; Pichiomycetes; Pichiales; Pichiaceae
Exons: 1
Coding region: 1-1233 (410 amino acids)
Molecular function (GO): S-adenosylmethionine-dependent methyltransferase activity
Source: RefSeq, a predicted model, not a curated record
AUGAAUCCAGAUUCAACAAAUCCUAAUGAUAUCGCUGAAUAUAGAUCUCUCACAAGUGUACUUACUGCACAUUUGAAGUAUGGCCAAUGGGCAAGGCAAACAAUACUUAAUCCGAAAAAGUUAAAGUGGCAAUCACUUACGGAUGAUGAAAAGGAACUUCUUCCCUGGUUCCCAUGUUAUCUUGAGCUCCUGGAUUCUUGUAUUAAAACUAAUGAAAAUUUUUUUCGAGAGGUAGCCUUGACAACUGAUCGUUUAUGGCAAGCAGGCAGGGAUCCGAGCUCCUGGAGCGAUUGCUCUAGUCAGGACCUUGAUAAGUUACGAGGAAUCAUGAUUCAGUAUGUCAGAGAGUGGUCUGAUAUAUGCGUGAAAGAAAGAGAUAAUUCAAUGGGUCGUAUUCUUAGGAAGUGUGAAGAACUUUUUCCGAACAUUGACAAUCGACCCAAUGUCAACGUCUUGGUUCCUGGAGCCGGUCUUGGACGUCUAGUUGUUGAAUUUGUUAAACGAGGAUUUUGUACCCAGGGGAAUGAAUUUUCGUAUCAUAUGCUUCUUAACUCAAGUUUCAUUCUCAAUGCUUCUUACCGUUCAAAUAACUUCUGUAUCUGUCCGUUCAUUCACAAACAAUCAAACAAUGCUGAGAAGAAGUACCAGACAAGACAAGUUUUUUUCCCCGAUUUUUAUCCUCCUGACGUAUCUUUAAUUAGUAAAGAGCAUCCGAAUAUUCUAGUUGGUGAAUUAAUGUCGAUGGUUGCCGGCUCAUUUGUUGAUUUAUAUGGCCCUUCAGAUUUGAAUAAGGUGAAUGAAACAUAUACGGAAAGUCCAAAGGCUGUAAAGUUUAGAAAGACUAACAGACAUAAAUUCGACGUAGUGGCUACCUGCUUUUUUAUUGAUACGGCCUCAAACAUAAUCGACUACCUCAAAACGAUAAAAAAUUGUUUGUCUGAUAAUGGCUAUUGGGUCAAUUUUGGGCCUUUACUUUGGCAUCAUGAGGACGAUGAUGAUGUAAUCGAAAGUAUCAUAAUAGACCCGGUAACUAAAUUAAAACAAAAGGUUAUAACUCCCAUGAAGGGCCUUGAACUUCCACGUGAAGACCUGAUUCAACUAAUUAAAGAUAUGGGCUUUGAGUUUAUAGAUCAUAUUUCCGAUAUUGAGAGUACAUAUGGAGGGGACCCAAUGGCAUUAGGUAAUUGGAGCUACAAAUCUGAAUUUUGGGUCUGUCAGAAAGUGAAAAAUUAA